Messenger RNA from Melampsora larici-populina 98AG31, 5083 nucleotides. RefSeq lists its product as uncharacterized. Lineage: Eukaryota; Fungi; Basidiomycota; Pucciniomycetes; Pucciniales; Melampsoraceae. Bases 1 to 4578 code for a protein of 1525 amino acids. The transcript has 6 exons. The record is from RefSeq and is a predicted model, not a curated record.
AUGCCAAAAUCAAAGACCUCGAACGCUGCCAAGAAGAAAAAUAAGAAGAAAGCCGCCCAAGCUCGUCAGUUCGACUCGAAUCAGAACCAUUUGUCGAUUGAUCAUCAAGAUCCAGGGAGUCUUGCAGAUCGAUCUGAUAUGAUUGGUGCUUACCCCAAUGAGGACGCUUCGUCUCAUACUCAACGGACAACAACAGGGAGUGUCUCUCAGGACGAUGACGACGAGCGGCUAACGACUCAUGCGAUGCAUCCGAGUCUUGCCGCCGCUACUCGCCAAACCCAAGAAGAUUUAUUAGCUACUGCAAACGACCUCUAUAGGCAGAUCGAGACUGCGGCUGCGGCUGCUCUGGCUUCUCAUCUUAGCCCUCAGAGUCUAGCUAACAUCGGCAACAACAACUCACCGGCUUCUGGUGGUAUACACGGAGGCGGAAGUGGCCACUCAAAUCAGAUGUCCACAGCCGCUCAACAAGCAGGGCUAACGCAUUCUAACAGCAUGAAUCACAUUCUCAAUGGUAAUACUCGGCCCUCUCACAACUUUGGCCGAGACAUCAAUGGCGGAGCUGCAACAGUAAGCGUGACAGGUGGCACGGUGACAGGGACUAUACCACUCGGCAGUUUUACUUUACCACUACCCUUGCACUCUCAUCCAGAUCAUUCUCACCACCACUCCCAUAGCGUCAACGUCAGUGAACCGGUUUACUAUACUGGAGAAACCACCAUUGUCACCUCUCGCAUGGGCGACAAGUCUAAUGGGGAUGAGGGCGUCUUGGACGAUGAAUACUAUAGCGAUGAUGGAAGGAUUUCACGGAAUGACAUGUCACUAAACAAUAAUGCGGCCGGGUGCCGACAUAAUCUAUCGGAGCAAACCAGCAACGAUAGCAAUAUGGGUAUAAAUCAUAGCUCGCUACCAGCGCCCUCAACUGGUACGAAGAAAAAAAAGAAAAACAAAAAGAAGAAGUCGGCCAAUGCUAGUUCGAACGAAGCGGCUCCUAAUCCAGAGCCGGUCCCAAACGUAUCUCAUCAUCGCACCUCAGUUCCUUCUAUCCCACAUCCGUCUAAAAAUUCUACACAACCACCUGGCCGGAACCCUUGUUCAGAACCACCGAAUCAUAUGGCUAAUCAACCUCCAAUAUCAAGAUUACCACCAAUGCCCAACAAUGGCGUAUCCAAGAAAAAAGCCUCUGGGCUUCCUGCUACAACUGGCGUGAGGGACAACCAUAAACCGGCUACUUCAAACGUCAUUCCAAAUCACAAUCCAUCACAUCCACCAACCGAACGCGAGCGGAUUCGAGACUUCUGGCUGACCUUGAAUCAAGAGGAGCGCGCGAACCUUGUGAAGAUCGAGAAGGAUGCAGUGCUCAAAAAGAUGAAAGAACAGCAGCGGCAUUCAUGUUCUUGUGCAGUAUGUGGAAGGAAACGACUGGCAAUCGAGCAGGAACUGGAAGUUUUGUAUGAUGCGUAUUACGAUGAGUUGGAGAACUAUGCUGAAGCGAGUAAGAAGUACUACGGCUCUGACUUGAAGAUGAAAGGCGUCAAAAGUCCAGUUGGGUAUCCCAAACCACCCGGUCCUGGCCCAUUCCCUGGCAGUGUGGAUGUCAUGACGACUAACGUUCAGCCAACGAACAAUCAGUCAUCUUUGAAAAAGGCAGUUCCAAAGCCAACGCGUGAUCACAAAAAUAUCCGACCUCGUCCUUUACCUAAUUCACACCAGACACAUCCGCCUAUACAAUCUGUAAAUUCAAAUUCUCCAUACCCUCAGCAGCCGCCAGGAAAGCGGACGAUACCGCUUCCACCUCAACCAAAAAAAGCACUAUCUCAUAAUAGCAACAGUGACCAGGAUCACACACACUCUCCAAGCUGUCCUCAUCAUCCCCAUCACCACGGACCCAACCACUAUCAUCACCAUCCGAAUACAAAUACCCACGGUAAAGCCGUCUCGAAUCAUAACCCUUCUCUAUCUUGUCAUCAGAGGUCGCAGCAUCAUGUAGAAGAUGACAUGUUUCCGGAUGACGAUGGCGAUGAAGAAGAGGAAGAAGAUGAAUACGAUGAAGAGGACGAGGAUGAGUACGAGGAGGAAGAAGAGGAGGAUCAAGAGUUCGAAGACGAUGAUGAGAUACCCGCCCUAGAAGAAGUUCCUAGCGAAGUACCUAAUCCUGGAACAAAGAAACCUCAGAUGAAUGGUAAUCUCUCGUCUUAUAACCCAAAGGUCACCAACGGAGAUAAGCCCAAUACGACGAAUAACAAUAGCGAUCUGUUUGGAUUUGGGAAUUCGCUCACUCUGGAUGAUGAUGACGGGUUUGACGACGAAAUUGUCACCGAGGAGUACCGCAUGAAGGAAGGAAGGCGGAUGUUUCAAAUCUUCGCUGCUCGGAUGUUCGAACAACGUGUCUUGACUGCUUACCGAGAAAAAGUUGCACAAGAAAAACAGGCUCAACUUCUCAGGGAGCUGGAAGAUGAAGAUCGACUUGCUCAAGAGCGUGAAUUGAAAAAAGUCAAGGAUGCUCAGAAAAAGAAGGAGAAAAAGAAAGCUCAAAAGCAACAAAAGGAUCAAGAUUUGGCUAAGAAACUCAAAGAUAAAGAACAAGAAGAAUUGGCUGCGAAAGCUGCAGAGGAAGCUAAACUUGAAGCUGAGAGGCGUAAGCAGGAAGAAACGAGGUUGAAACGCGAGGCCCAAAGAAAAGUUCAAGAAGCGGAACGUGCCAAGAAGGAGGAAGAGAAAAGGAAAAGGAUAGAAGAGGAAGCAAGGAAGAGGAGGGAGAAGGAAGAAAGGCAGAGGUUAGAGAAAGAAGCCAGAGCAGCGAAAGAACGGGAGGAACGCGAAAAGAAAGUAAAAGAAGAACAAGAACGAAAGAUGAAAGUUGAGGCAGAUCGGAAAGAGAAGGAAGCUCGAGAAGCCCGGGCUAAGGAAGAAGCUGAGCGUUUGCGGCAAGCGGAAUUGGACAGAAAAGAGGCGGAAGAGAUAGCUAAACGCGAAGCAAUCAAGACGGCUGCCGCAAAACUCGCAGCGCAGAACAAGAACGCUGCCGCUAUUGCUGCUGCUCAUCAAAAAGCUCAACCACGCCCAGUGGUUUCUCUACGUUCAACUCCUGCGAAGCAAACAGCUCCUCCGCCUAAAGUCUCGCCUGUCCCACCUGCUCAGCCGUUGACGCCCGUCCCACCUUUCCCAAAUCACACGCCUAGUCGACCGAUCGCACCUCCUCCUACCUCAAUGAUGCCUAGGCAAAUGUCUGUAGGGAUCGGAUUGGGACGACCGGCUUCAGCAGCUGCUGCCCCGCCUUUCUCGGCUGCUAUACCCUCGAUGCCUUCGUUUAACAAUGUACCUCCAAGGCCUCCUAGUGCCCAGUAUGGAGCUUCAACGUUCCCAUUACACAAUACAUGCGGUCCUUCGAACUUACAAAACCUACCGCUAGAGAUGCAUCCUGCUCUCAACAAUAAUGUGCCGCAUUCUGCAUUUCUUCCCAUGGCCAACUUCCAACCGCCACCACCUAUGAGUCCGAUGAUGCAACCGAACGUGGGUCGUGUGUUCUCGGGCCCUGCACUUACCACUUCGGCUGCCCAACCACAACUACAGAUGCCACAUCGACCCAGUGUGAUCUCAUCGUUACCACCGUCGACUCCUACUCAUCCUAGUGGUUUUAUGAGUCCAAGCCUCGCUUCAGCCACUAGUCCGCUCAGCGCUUUGCACCUCGGCAGUGAGCCAGUCAGGAAAGCGAGUGCGAGUGCUAUUGGUCCAAUCGGUCCUUCAUUGCUCCACAACCGUCGCAAGUCUGUGGUAGACGAUAAUUUUACACAUGCUGGACUAUUUAAUUCCAUUGAGCCUAUCGGCCGCUCAAGGAUGAACGGUUCUAUGCACACGAUGGGUCCGAUCAGUGGAAAUAGCGAUCAAGAUUCCAACUCGAUCUCUACUGGAACCUCACCUCGUUCACCUUCAAAUGUAUUGGGAUCUUCAGCCUUAUUGGCGGACGAGGACGAUGACCUUGAUAGCGACUCGACUCACCGACAGGGUAUUCCUUCCAAUCCUCCACCUGUCAAUCCCAUUGCCAUCUCACCGGCCAAACCCACAUCGUUCUUCUCACCUGCUUCACUUGACGGUGGGCUUGGGGUGGGGAGUAGCAUCUGGGGAGCCACACCAUCUUCGAUCACUGGUGCCGGAUGGGGUUCUUCUAUGCUUUCUAAUCAGACACCACCUCAUGUGCCAUGUACGCCUCUACAAUCACAUCUUCCAUCGAUUCCACCUAUCAUUCCAUCUUCAGUGGGUAAUAGAUCAGCUUCGAUCAAAGAAAGUACGUCUGAUUGGAUUCGAAGACGAGCGAUUUCAGCAUAUUGUAAUAUGGGAUUAGAUGAGAAAUGGAUUCCAGUGGGAGAUAUUUCGAUUGAGAUGCAAAGGAUUCAUGCAGAUACGAUGAAUGUAGGUUUAAAGGAUAUGGUAGAUGCAUGUCUUAUCAAACGAAAUCUUCAAAAUGGUGGUGGGGAUUGGCAAUUUAGUCAACAAGGAACUGUUUUAUUUGCUCGUUGGUUACCAUCUGCUGGUCAAGAAACGAAUGUUCAUUGUAAUGGUUUGAACAAUGUGAAUGGUUGAUGAAGCUUCACGAUCAAAUGGAAAUUCACCAGAAAAAACAGAAACAGAAAUGAUUGUGGAUGUCAGUGCUUGUGUGUGUGUUGUGGUUUGUGGUUUGUGAUUGGUCACUUGAUUUGAUUUUAAUUUUCUUUAUCAAGAGAUUUUCUUAACGAAUUAAAAUCUUUACAUAUGAUUUAUUGUUUUUAAUUUGAUUGUAAUUUUGAAAACUUGAUAGAUUUCAAUUUGUAAGCUAUCUAAACAUCAAUAUCAACACAUUUUAAGAUUGAUCACUUUGGCUAUCACAUCUGACAACUAUUACCACUACUGUCACUACUAUCACUACUAAAUUGUUUUUUUUUGGUUUUUGGUUUUUUUUGGUUUCUUACUUUUUUUUUUAUUGAUUGAUUGGCUUUAGAGAUGGAUGAGACGAGUUAAACCAAAAAGAAAUUUUUUUCUUACUUUUUUAAGUUUUAUAUAAGGCGUAGAUAGCUAAUUAUGAAAAGAAUCAUCUUACAUUAGCUCUUUU